AUGGUGAGUCUAUUUUCGAAGAGAUCGAGGAAAGGAAGCAAGAACCCUUAUUCAGAUCUCGGACUUGAGAAGUUCUCUGCACUUCUCUCCGAGCUUGACGAGAAGAGACAAAGCAUUUACGCAACGAGGGUCGACUCAGAUGGGCUGCCUCUUGUUCGGUUUGCGUUCAAAAGCUCCGGGGAGUGCGUCCCUAUCAUGAUAAAGACAAAGAAGGUAACCAAGAAGAAGGAUUCUGAAGAUGAUUUCAAGGUCAAGAUCGAUACAAAAGUGGAGGAGGUGAAAGAAAUAAAGAAUACAGAGUCAGUAACAGAGCAGAAACAGAGCUGCGUGUUGAACGAGAAUCUGAAGAAGAUUUCGAGACCUUACCGUUUCUUACCCGUGACAGCGAUCUUGGUUCUGAUCUUCUGAACAUUGCAGAAGGAGAA
Messenger RNA from Raphanus sativus (radish), 425 nucleotides. RefSeq lists its product as uncharacterized. Lineage: Eukaryota; Viridiplantae; Streptophyta; Magnoliopsida; Brassicales; Brassicaceae. The coding region runs from base 1 to 408 and encodes 135 amino acids. The transcript has a single exon. The record is from RefSeq and is a predicted model, not a curated record.